AUGGCGAAGCGACCCUCCUCAUCUCUCUUCUUCUCUCCUCUCUCUCUCUUCCUCCCUCGAGGCGACACUCUCUUCUACCUCAUCGCACUCCUCUCCAUUUGCUCUCUCAUCCUCCAUCACCUCUCUCUCUCCUCCGCCACCCCCGACUCCCACUUCGAAGGCUUCGACGCUGACGACGACGAAUUCCUCGAGAACGACGUAGUUGAUCUCCCUCUUCGAUCCUCACCACCACCAGUAACCCUCUCUCACUCCGACCCCACCGAAUCCCACCAUGGCCCACCAGAUCCCAACCCUGCAUCCCCGAAAUCCGAUUCGUCUCAGCCGUCCGAUCUGAAACCAUCAUCCACCUCCUUCGACCACUGGGAUGAAGAUGAAUUUGAAGGCUUCCCUGAACAAUUCCCCCCUGAACCCUCCAAAUUUACUGAAAGUGCCACUCCCUCUGAAGUUUCCGAUCCCGAUGCAAAGCCAAACCCUAAACCAGAUGUUGUCAAGGUUUCGAGAUCAUACACAAUUGAGAUUGUGUGUGUAUCUUUCUUGAUUGUGUUUAUAAUCAAUUAUUUCACUGGAAAGAAAGAAAAUGAAAACAUUGCUUUGGCUUGGGCUACAAAGUUUGCGACUAAGGACUCAAUUUUCGAGAAAAAUUUCAGUUUAUUAGGUAUUGGGGAGGCGGAAGAUUCGCCUUUGUUGUUGAAAGAAGGGCAAACUGUGUUCAAAUUCUAUGCGAGUGGGCGGAGAUUUUGUACGGGGUUAUUGGCGACGAUGGAGUUGCAGAGCCGGCACGAUUUGAUAUCGAGAUUAUACAAUAUGGUGGUACCAUGUAGGGAUGAGAUUACAUUUGAAGUUUAUAUGAAUGAUGAUGCCAUGGAUCAGGUGGUUUUUGCUUUGGCCAAGAAGAAAGUGGCAAAAACGAUGCAAAAGGAAGUGAGCGAUUUGCAGAGGUUUGCGGGUCUGGUGAAUCCGCCGAGUGGCAAGAAGUGGGUUGUGGAUGAGUUGUCAGUUAUUUCCGAGUCGAAGGAGGUAGCUGGGGAUUUGAUCACAGAGGCUGUGCUUGAUCAGUCGGAUUUUUACAAGAUCAUGGAGCUAGAUUUGCCUCUCCACUCCGGUGCUUCUGUUAGUGGCAACGUUCAAGCAUUUCAUUUGUACUUUCUAGAUGCCAUUGACUUCUUUUUUGGAUUGGAUAUUUAG
This is a messenger RNA of Ilex paraguariensis (yerba mate), 1185 nucleotides long. NCBI's taxonomy places the organism in Eukaryota, Viridiplantae, Streptophyta, Magnoliopsida, Aquifoliales, Aquifoliaceae. The record is from the annotation of a GenBank genome assembly.